This is a messenger RNA of Bactrocera oleae (olive fruit fly), 1520 nucleotides long. Its product is annotated as proton-coupled amino acid transporter-like protein CG1139. Gene Ontology annotation, biological process: amino acid transmembrane transport. Gene Ontology annotation, molecular function: L-amino acid transmembrane transporter activity. The record is from RefSeq and is a predicted model, not a curated record. Lineage: Eukaryota; Metazoa; Arthropoda; Insecta; Diptera; Tephritidae.
AAACCCGAAAAAAUUCAAAAAUUUGUAAAGUUAAACCAUAUAGCAACCUUCGGCUUUUCAAUUGUACGAAAAGAAGCCACAUAUUACAUUUUUCCAAUUACUCUCAAUACUGCAACAUCUCAGAAUGGCUGAAAAGUCUGAAAAAAAUGAUUACGAUCCGUACGAACACCGCGAAGUACCACAUCCGAUUAGCGAUUUUGGCGCUUUUGUGAACAUCUUCAAAGCCGUACUGGGCACCGGCAUACUGGCGGCGCCCAUGGCCAUACGAAAUGCCGGUUAUUUGCCCGCUAUUAUAUGUACCAACAUAAUUGGCAUCUUUGUAGUACACUCGAAGUUCAUUCUGUUAGCUGGCAUGUAUGCGUUGGCCAAGCGCAAGCAAGUGCCGCUCUUAACCUACAGCCAAGCGAUGCUGAUCGGCGUGACGGAGGGUCCACCGGCGCUGCGUUGGCUGCAACAUUUAAUCAGCGGUAUUGUGAAUGUAAUGCUAUUCGCCAAUCACUUUGGCACUUGUUGUGUCUAUGUGGUGUUCAUAGCGAAUUGCUUGAAGGAUUUUGGCGAUUACUAUUGGGAGGAGCAUGACAAUCGCAUUUAUAUGGCAAUGGAAAUUGUGCCGUUAUGCCUGAUAUUUCUCAUACCCAACUUGAGAGCGCUGACGCCAUUUGUGAUAAUCGCGAAUAUAUCUUUAAUAUUUGGCUUUGGCAUUUUAUUCUACUAUAUAUUCACGGAUAUGCGCCCGUUCUCCGAGCUGGCUAUGGUGCAGGACAUAUAUUUGUUUCCCUUCUUCUUUGGUGCCACCAUGUUCGCAUUUGACUCACCCGGCUUGAUCGUCUCCGUGGAGGCGAAUAUGAAAAAUCCUUUACAUUUUCGGCGCAUCUGUGGCGUUUUUGUGCUAGCCAUGCUGCUCGUUAUUGGUUUUCAAAUCGUUUUCGGCUUCUUUGGCUACUGGAGUUAUGCUGAGAGUAUUGCCUCGACUAUUCUGCAAAAUAUACCCUAUAAUGCGGUACCCGCUGUAGCGGCUCGCGUAAUUUUUGCAUUUUCUAUCUUCAUCUCGCAUCCGUUGCAGGGUUACGUGCCCGUCGAUGUGUUGUGGAACAAUUGGUUGAAAGCGAAAGUGACGGAAGAGCAUCAAUUCGUGCUGGAGAUGCUUUUUCGCGUUACUAUCGCCAUUUCCUCGGUGCUCAUCGCCAUCUCUUGUCCGUCCUUGACUAUCAUACUCUCCUUAGUUGGCGCUUUGUGCAUGUCAUUUCUGGGCUUAAUAUUGCCGGCUAUUCUGGAUAUUUGCGUUAAGUACGACAUUGGCUAUGGUCCAAUAAAGAUUUAUCUGCUGUCGAGUUUAUUGCUGGUAAUUCUUGGCUUGGUCGGCGCUAUUAUUGGUACAUAUGUGUCGAUACAGGAGUGGAUCUUUACGUAUACACGUGAAAAUCACAUGAUGAAGACUAUAUAUUAUGGUGUUUUUAAUGAAAAAUAUAGCGAUUUUAUUUAAAAUGUGAAAUUUAUUAUGUUGUGCAUUGAACUUUUAA